Oryzias latipes (Japanese medaka) is the source of this 8567-nucleotide messenger RNA. It is a transcript of the gene dlg5a, whose product is annotated as discs, large homolog 5a (Drosophila). Gene Ontology annotation, molecular function: protein binding. NCBI's taxonomy places the organism in Eukaryota, Metazoa, Chordata, Actinopteri, Beloniformes, Adrianichthyidae. The record is from RefSeq and is a predicted model, not a curated record. Gene Ontology annotation, biological process: regulation of apoptotic process; negative regulation of hippo signaling. Gene Ontology annotation, cellular component: plasma membrane.
CACAGAGCAGCAGCUGCUGAGUUGCUCAGACAUGGCGGAGGAUACAGUGUAACUGUGGAUUAGCGGAGGAGUUACGUGAGUUUUCCCAGCAGUGGAGUCGGCAAGGGACGCGUGAAACGAUGCAGAGGAAGAGAAAAACGUGUUCGUCCGAAGCGAACUGUGAGGGGAACCGGAAAACAAGCUGAACUGCUACAAGCUAGUCUAGUGAGAUGGCAAAAUGUAUCGCUGUUUAGUGCAGUCAACAGCCCUGGGCAACAAAUAUGGCUUCUUGUGCCUUUCUCAGUAUGCUAUAAAAAUUGUUCUCCCGUGCGACCUAAUGCCGUGGUGGCUCCGGCGAACUUCUGCAACCCGUGAUAAGUUCAGUUCCGAAAUCGCUCGGUACUUUUGAUCGGAAAGGACCUUCCAUCCACUCCGCCGUCCGCGUUAGCUGGAAAGCUACGGAACUACACCGAAUAGCAAUGGAGCCAAAGCACAAAGAGUUGCUCGACCAGUGCCACCAGAACUUAUUGGAGUCCAUAACCGAUGCAGAUCGAGUUAUCGAGCUGCUCAUCGUUUCUGGUACCUUGACUCAACUCGACAGGUUCGAACUGGACCAGAACUGUUCGUCCAGCGCCGAGAAAGUCGACCACCUAUUGAAGAUGCUGAUGAACAAGGAGAACGACCAUUUCUCCGACCUGUGUGCGGCUCUGGAGAAGGCAUACCCCGACCUGUACGCCUCCCUGUUCGGCCACAACGGUGGGGGACCCGUGGACCACUCCACCGGUUCCACAUACAGCGUUCUCUCCACUAUGCCGUCUGACUCGGAAAGCAGCAGCUCUCUCAGUAGUGUUGGUUCACCUGUUAAUGGUGAAGCUGCUUCGCCUCCGCCCGCCACAAACGACAACCGACACCCAGUUGACAGCCUGGACACCAUCAUACUGCAGCUCCGCCAGGUAACCAGGGAGCGAGAUGAGCUUCGGAAGCGCCUGGCUUUGGCAUCGCCCGGGACCACCUUUGAUGACUGCAGGCCAAAUUCCAAAGCCAGCCAUGACUAUGAGCGUCUGAAGAGUCAGUGCAUGAGGGCGAUGGCAGACCUGCAGUCUCUGCAGAACCAGCAUACCAAAACUCUGAAGCGGUGCGAGGAGGCUGUGAAGGAGGCGGACUUUUAUCACAUGCUGCACAGCCGUGUGUUGGGUGAUCAGACGCAGCUGAAAGAGGAGAUGGAAACACUUAAGAGGGACAAUGCCCAGCUGGUCCGAGAGCAUAACCACCUAAAGCAGAGCUGCGAGGAGCUGAAACGACUGCACAGCCAAGACCAAAAAGAGCUGGCAGACCUUCAGCUGCAGCAACAGCAGGUAAUGAGAGAGAAUGGAUCAUCAGAGGUGUUAAAUAAGCUUUAUGACACAGCUAUGGACAAGCUUGAAGGUGUAAAGAAGGAGUACGACGCCCUGAGCAAGCGCUACAGCGAGAAAGUGGCUAACCACAACACGGACCUGAGUCGCUUGGAACAGGCGGAGGAAGAGAACCGGCGGCUGCAGAAACAGAUGGAUGCUUUACUGAAGCAGAGAGACUCAGCCAUGCAUUACCAACAGCAGUACUCUACCUCAAUGAGGAGGUUUGACUCGGUUCAGCAGGAGCUAAACAAGUUGUCGGCUCAGAACAAAGAGCUGCAGAGGGAAAUGGAACGACUACAGUCAGAAGUGACGCGCUACAAGAAUUUACAGCUCAAAGCGGCCAAGGACUGCGAGAAGUACAAGGAUGAGCGGGAUUCUGUGUUCAACGAGUAUCGCCUCAUCAUGAGCGAGAGGGACCAGGUUAUCAAGGAGCUGGAUAAGCUGCAGACUGAACUGGAGGCAGCAGAGGCCCGACUGAAAAACACUUCUUCUGAGCGAGUUGUGGCGAGUGAAGAGUUGGAGGCACUCAGACAGGAGCUGAACUCCUCACUGGUGGACCGUGACCGGGCCAUCUGUGAGAGAAACGAGCUUUUGGAGAAGUACUGUCAUGAAGUGAAGGACAAAGCGGAAGCCCAAAAAGAGCUGAGUCAGGCCUGCAAGGACAUCGAGACGGUUCGGGAGGAGAGGGACGUGGCCCGCAAAGAGAGAACCGAGGCCAUUAUUCAAAGGGAUCAGCUGCUCCGAGAAUACUACCAAGCCAGACAAAAACAAGACUCCGCCACCUUGGACAUGGAACGAGCCAAUAAGGAGAUCGAGAUGCUGAGGAAACAAUAUGAAGCCAUGUCUCAGGAACUGAAGGAGGCUACUCAGGAGGCUGAGGUGGCCAAAUGUCGAAGGGACUGGGCCUUCCAGGAGCGGGACAAAAUAGUGGCAGAGAGGGAAAGCAUAAGGACUCUGUGUGAUAACUUACGGCGAGAAAGGGACCGGGCAGUCAGCGAUCUGGCCGACGCUCUGCGUAACUUGGAUGACAUGAGGAAGCAGAAAAACGAUGCAAUAAGAGAGCUGAAAGAGCUAAAGGAGAAAAUGGAGACCCAGCUGGAGAAAGAGGCCCGGUUCUGUCAGCUGAUGGCCCACAGCUCUCACGACUCUGCCAUAGACACAGACUCCAUGGAGUGGGAGACGGAGGUGGUGGAGUUUGAGAAGGGCAGAGAUGACAUGGAUUUGAAGGCACUUGGGUUUGACAUCGCUGAGGGGGUAAAUGAUCCAUAUUUACCAGGAGAUUGUGGAAUAUUUGUUACAAGGGUGGACAAAGGAAGUGUAGCAGAUGGAAGGUUAAGGGUUAACGAUUGGUUGUUGAAGAUUAAUGACAUUGACUUGACAAAUAAGGACAGGAAGCAGGUGGUAAAGGCUGUCCUUAAUGGAGGAGGACUGAUCAACAUGGUGGUACGAAGAAGGAAGUCUCUUGGAGGACGCCUGGUCACCCCUGUUCACAUCAAUCUUAUUGGACAUAAAGACAGUGGAAUUGGUCUGGAAAGCGGGGUGUUUGUUGCCGCCAUUGUUCAGGGGAGUCCUGCAGCCAAGGAGGGUUCGCUUACUGUCGGAGAUCGACUUAUUGCAAUAAAUGGAAUUGCUCUGGAUAACAAGUCUGUGACGGAGUGUGAGGCUCUGUUGAGGAGCUGUAGGGACUCUCUGAGCCUUUCUCUCAUGAAGUUUUUCCCUCACAGCACAUCGGGACAGAACAUCUAUGAGAGUCUGCGAGAAUCAUGCGAUAAGUCCAAUGGGCGCAUCCACCUGUCAGAGAUACACUCCAGGAACAGCCGCAAUCUCAAACACAACAGUUCCACCCAGACCGACAUCUUCUGCCCUGACCUUGGAAGUGCGAGCACAAGUAGCAUGUCAGGGGAGAGGAGGAAGGUCAGAGCGGAAUCUGAAAAUAUGUACGGCGACACGAACAAACCCUUUUCCACGGGUUCCCUUCACGCCACUGGCCUUCGGCCAAUGUCUGACUUGGGAUCUGGUCGUUAUGGGCCCAGUGCUUUCCAGGAGUGCUGUCCAUACACAAAAGGACCUUCAUCUUUGCCAUUUGAGCCCGUCUCUCCCUCUGAGUGCCUCACUAUGGAGACAGCUCUGGAAAAGAAGCACAGUGGGGGCACUUGGCCUAAAAUGAUGGUGGGAGGCAUGUCGGUUGCUCCCGAUAACUCCAGUCCCAUCACAACAGCCACCCAACUUUCCAUCUAUAAAUCCCCCAAGCAGAGAAAGUCCAUCUUCGAUCCAGACACUUUCAAGCGGCCUGAAACUCCUUCGUCUAAGAUGGAGUACAUGGCGGCCAAUCAGAUUUCUGCCGUUGCUGCAGCUGCAGCCUCACACUCUUCUCAGUCGUCCAAGACCGAGUCUUUGUCCUCUUCAUCCACUGCGACACCAACACCUCCAACCCCUCCCACCCGCAGCGACUCCUUCAAAUUCAAACACAAACAUCAAAGCAGCUCCGCCUCCGACUGCACCAUCACCUCAGAUGGCAAGGGGGAGGCGGUCAUCCCUGUGGCCGCGGGAGACAGGGAGAGAAGUGAGCGGGAACGAGACCGCAACGGAAACCACUACUUCUUGGAAGGCAAGGUCCUGACUUCACGAAAGUCAUGUGAUGAAGACAUCGGGCGGACCAGAGGGGAGGAGCCAGAGGUGAAGAGGCCUCGUCCUAAAUCUGCUCCAGCCCUUCGGCGUAGGAUGACUCCCCAAACCAUAACUCUUCCCACUUUUCAAAGCUACUCGAAUGACGAGCAUUCACCAGAACCCAGGGACAUGCUGCGUUCCUCCCCGGGCCGCUCUCAUAGACACAGUGUGGCCUUUGUGCCCACAGCUUACAAUGGCACCUUACCUCCCAAUUCGGCCCACCGGGGACUGUCCCCUUGUCCUGCAGUGACUGCUGUGAUGAGGAAUCCGGUGUACACCGUUCGCAGCCAUCGCGUUUACACCAGCAACUGUCCGUCUGUGGCGUCUCAGAUCUGUCACCAGCACAGUCACACCAGCCCGCAGCACCAGGGCCGACUGAGUUUGGACCUGAGCCAGCAGAAGCGCGCUGGCGACUUCUCUGAAAGCUCGUCGUCCCGCAGCAGCAGAGCUUCUCACGGUACAAACUCACUGCCCUCCAGUGCACGGCUCGGUUCCUCCAGUAAUGUUCAAUACCGCACAGAGAGGAUCAAAAUCCCCUCCACUCCACGCUACCCACGCUCCAUGCUGGGCUCGGACAGAGGCUCCCUCUCACACUCAGAGUGCAGCAGUCCGAGUCUCAUCACGCCUCCUCAAUCUCCUCUUAAUCUGGAGACUUCCUCGUUUGCCAGCAGCCAAUCACAGGGCUCGGUUUCCACUUUACCCCGGAUCUCAGUCAGUCCUGUGCCAAUAGGGGAGCGCAGGAAAGACCGAUCUCUUUACCGUAAUCGCUCUUUUCUAAGGAUUCCUCUGGCUGCAAGGCCGAGGUUCUCCUCUCUCAGGAGCCUCAGACCAUACCUGGAGGAACCACGCAACGUCAUAGUGCACAAGGGUGCAGAGCCUCUUGGCAUCUCCAUUGUCAGUGGGGAGAACGGUGGAAUCUUUGUUUCUAAAGUCACUGGUGGUAGCAUUGCCCACCAGGCCGGGUUGGAGUAUGGAGACCAGCUGCUAGAGUUCAACGGCAUCAACUUGAGGAACGCUACAGAACAGCAGGCGCGCCUCAUCAUUGGCCAGCAGUGUGACACCAUCACCAUUAUGGCUCAGUACAACCCCCACAUGUACCAGCUGGGCAACCACUCUCGCUCCAGCUCUCGCCUGGAGCCGGUCAGCAAUCAGUCAACCCCCCAGGGCAGCGGUGCCGCUACGCCUGACAAUCACUCCACCAUUGAUACCCUCAGUGAGCAGGACGAGGGAACACUCACCCCUUCCUCCAAGCAGACCACACCCACUACCAGCCCCCACAAUUUCAUCAGAAUGCCAUCAGAGGGCAGCAGGAAAGUGGCUGAGCCCCGUCUGGUUACGGUGCACCGGCCUGGGGUGGAAGUGGGAGUCACGCUGUGUGGGGGUAAUCUGCGGGGUGUUUACAUAGAGAGUGUGGAUGAAGACAGUCCUGCCAGAGGCUCUGAGGGGCUUCUCGCUGGAGAUCUCAUUUUGGAAUAUAACUUGGUGAAUAUGAAGAAUAAAACAGCAGAGGAGGUGUAUGUGGAGAUGCUGAAGCCAGCAGAGACCGUCACCUUCAAGGUGCAGCAUCGGCCUGAUGACUUCAGCAUGAUCAAAGAUGUCCCGGGGGAUGGCUUUUACGUUAGAGCACUUUACGACAGAUUUGGGGAGGCUGAGGGGGACCUCAAUUUCAAGAAAGAUGACAUCCUGUAUGUGGACGAGUCUCUGCCAAAGGGCAGCUUUGGAACAUGGAUGGCCUGGCAGCUGGAUGAGAACGCACAGAAGAUCCAGAGAGGACAAAUCCCCAGCAAAUACAUGAUGGACCAAGAGUUUUACCGCAGACACAGUGUGACAGAAAUGAAAGAAGAUUCCAGUAAGGCGCUCUCUGCAGCAGCCCGCAGGUCCUUUUUCAGGAGGAAACAGAAACACAAACGAAGCAGCUCCAAAGACAGCAAGGAGACGGUGGCUUUGGACACCAUCAGCACCGACUCCAUCCCUUUCUUUGACGACUGUAUCAGCCUGGCUUACCAGCGAGUCCAGAAAGUGGAGUGCACCUCUCCCCGACCAGUGCUCAUUCUUGGGCCUCUCAGUGACCCUGUGAAAGAGAUGCUGAUGAAAGAAUCUCCUGGGAAGUUCUGCAGAUGUGUACUUGAGGUAAUGAAGGCAUCGCAGCAAGCUAUAGAGCGCGGCGUCAAAGAUUGCCUCUUUAUUGACUACAAGCGAAGAAGUGGACAUUUUGACGUGACAACUGUCGCUUCUAUAAAAGAAAUAACAGAUAAGGGCUGCCACUGUCUGCUUGAGAUUGCCCCGCACGCCAUCGAAAGACUCCACAGCGUUCAGAUUUACCCCAUUGUCGUCUUCAUCCGCUACAAAAACGCCAAACAGAUCAAGGAGCAGAAAGAUCCAAUUUAUCUGCGAGACAAAGUGUCUCAAAAACAUUCCAAGGAGCAGUUUGAGUGUGCGCAGAAAAUAGAGCAAGAGUACAGCAAAUUUUUCACAGGUAUUGUCCAAGGCGGCACCCUCCCGUACAUUUGCACUCAGAUCAUCACUAUAGUUGAUCAAGAACAAAGUAAAGUCCUGUGGACUCCACUUGGCUGCCCCUAGAGGGAACAGGCUGCCACUACAGUGAGCUGUGUCUCCUCUCCAUUCCCUAAAUUUUAUUUUAUUUUUAAUUUUUUUUUUUUUUUGCGCUAUUACACUACAAUGGGCUAGUUGUGCAAAUUGCUAGUUUAGAAAUAUUGGUAUGGUUUGUUACCAGAGCCUCUUUUUAUUUCUGACAAACUCCAGAGCGGUUAGUAGCACUGAAUAUCAACGUUCAAGUUCAGUCUUCCUUAAGGAUUUCUGGUGGGGUAUUUGUAAUGCUGCAUUGUAAGCGUCUGUUUACAGCCUCAAUUUAAGCCUGAAUUGAUGUUCAAUAUUAGCUUGAAUGCGUGUCUGCUUCCCCUUCAUAAACCUCAACACUAAUGAAGUUCAGUAACCUUUGUAAACUAAUUGAAUUAUUAUUUUUUUGCAAGUAUGCAUCCAUGUAAUGACUGACAACUUUUUAUUUUUUACUUUUAACUUUAUGGAACUAGAAUGACAAAAUGGAUCAUGGUUGUUAGCAUCUGUCUGGAUCAGACUUGUGGCGUUUUGUCCCUAAAGUCCAUCAAACCUCCUCAAAUGUAGCUGUGGUCUGGCUGAAGCCGCAUGCCAGCAGCCGUCGCUGGCUCUAUGCAUCUGUAGCAGCUGGGUGAGUGGACGGUUAAAGGGCCUUUCAGAAGUGCCUUUGGAGAAGAAACCUGAUCUGAAACCAGCCUUUGGGUCUCUGCAAUAGAACGUACCAUUUAAAGUUUUCUCCCGUUCUAGACUUGGAUCCGCGUUUCUCAUUUCCUGCUCUCCUAGGAUGUUGUUCAUGUUUCCUUGCACACCUGGUGCAUCUCAAUGCAGUGUGCUGUUGCAGGGAAAUGGGUAAAUCAUGCAGGCCAGUGGCUUCAGAGGACCAGGACUUAGACACUCUGCAUUCAAUUAUUUUUGCAGCCAAUUUGAAGGUGCAGUCUUGAGCACAUGGGACUGGAGAGACUUGAGGAGUCAGCAGAAGCACUGACUAGCAGGUUCACUUCUCAGAACGCACUCCAGGGCUAGACAGACCACUGUGUUACUAUCAGUCAAUCUCUUUAACAUAUAUUUAUCAAUUAUGAAAUAAAACCAUAUACAGUAUGUAGAUAAACCAGGAAAAAAAAGAUAUAUGGCUACAUAUUAAAUGUAUUUUUACUAGGUUAUAUGCCUAGGUAUGUCUGGUUUUCAACUCAUGUUGUAGCAGGUAUUUACAUGCUUUUAUUAUUAUUUUUUAAUUGUAGUUGGUUGUCAGUCACCUAUUGAUGUACAAAUAAGACACACAAUUUGCAGGGUAACACCUUCAAGCAUUUUUCCUUUGUUCCAUUUAAGUGUUAGUGACUCUCUUUAUUGCUGUUUCAUAUUUUUAUAAUACAGGAAACAAAAAUAUUAAUGAAAAACUUUUAAAAAAAAUGCUGCCCUUCCUCUAAACCAUAUCCUGUAUAUCUUAAUGUGCCAAAAUACACUAAGGCAACUUUAUCCUUUUAUUUUGCACUUGUUUCUCUGUGAACCUUAUACGCUUGUCUGUUUUUUCCAGCAGAAUAUGAAUAGGUACUAUAGUUUCUACUGUAAUUACUAAAUGUUUUUAUGUAUCACAUCAGUUCCUUACAUUUCAUUAAUGGCCUUUUAUUCUAACCGAGUAAAAAGGAUCACUUCUUAUUUGAAUUAUGAAAAAAAGGGAUCUAUUCUUGCACAGUUUUUCCAAUGAAAAUUUGUCCACAAUUUUGAUUAUUUGGCUUAAAAAAAAGUAAACCGGUAAACUGCAACAUUGCUGUUUAUCUGAAUACUUAGUGUAAUGAUGAAGUAUGCAGCAUUACAUGCUUGUAUUUCUAGAAAAAUGGUCUUUAAAGAGUCUAGAUGUCAGGUACGGAAAUAAACGUUUCUUUUUAUUUUCUAAAGAAUGUGAUUUGUAUGUUGACAUUAACAUGAGAAUAAAACUCAUUUUUCUGUAUCACAACA